Molecule: messenger RNA, 4737 nt
Organism: Naegleria gruberi
Lineage: Eukaryota; Heterolobosea; Eutetramitea; Acrasida; Naegleriidae
Exons: 1
Coding region: 1-4737 (1578 amino acids)
Molecular function (GO): protein binding
Source: RefSeq, a predicted model, not a curated record
AUGGGUUCAGCCUGUUCAACACAAAAGCAAUUGAAGAAUGUUGAAGAACCUCAAAGGUUUUCCACUGAAAAACCAAAGAAGGUGCUGAGAUCGAGUGUUUCAAAGAACGAUCAAAAGCAACAUACCGAGGCAAAGAAGGAGGAGGUAAAACAAGCUUCGUCAUCAUCGCUAUCAGCAGAUAAAUCCUCUCAUCAUAUUCAAACAAAACAAGAACAAGAUCCUGUAAAUACAUCAACUGAGGAAAAAAAAUCCUCAAUAGCAGAAAAGAAAGUAUCGAGAGCUCUUUCAAAGUAUGAAAAACGAGAUGAGCAAUUGUUGUCAACUUGGGGAAAGUGGCUCAGUUCUGAUGAGACCAACAAGUAUGUGGCCAAUGAUGAUGUUUACUAUUUCGAGAUGAAUAACUGUUUUCCUGAUUGCUUUUUCUUGGAUAUUGAGGGGGGUGAUAUUGAUAUGGAAACAAUUGUUUUUGUUAGGGUGAGAGGAUAUUCAACAGUAAUUGCAACCAUGAUUCAACAAGUGGAUGAUAAGAAUGACAAAGCCGUUCUAACUUCAAUUCAAAUUCCGAAAUCUAUUGAAUCUGAUAAGGUUCUCCUUCCAAUCAUUCAAGCACUGGUAGAGGCAUUACCAGAGCAAUUAGAAAAACCAUUCACAAUUACUGAGGAGAGGAGAAAUUACUUUAUUGAAGGCAAUGAGGACUUUAAAAACUUGAUGCAACACACGGAAAAUGCAUUAAUUAGUAUUGAGGAAAAUCACACAAUUCCUUCUGAUUUCAAAGGAAGUAUUUACAUGAAUACUUGUAUGGGAAUGCCUCUCCUUCAUUUUGCUGUGGGUAAGAACAACAUGAAAGCAGUGGAUUCGUUAUUGCAACUUGGGGCAAGUCCAUCACAAAGAGACACCAACUCAAAUACUGCUCUAUUUUAUGUAACGAGUUUGGAAAUGUUGAAAAAAUUGGCAGAACACAUAGAUAUUGAAACUGAUCUGUUUAGACCAAACAAUAAUGAAGAAUUGAUUUCUCACAAAUACAGUUCCCUUUACUCGGAAGAUGGUGAGUUAGCUUACAGUCUAGUUCAAGAACUAGCAUCAUUGGCAGGAAAGACUUCAAGUCCAUACGAAUCAAUUUUAAAGCUAUUCUGGGGAUUGGAUAAGCAAAACACAACAGCACUUCAAAUAUUAGAAAAGCUUUACAAAAAGAAAGCAGAAAAGCAGAAAUAUACCCAGGAUUUUAGAGCUCUCUACUUUAAUGAAGCAGCUCAAUGGAAAAUCAGACUCGAUCUAUUCAAACCUGAAAAUGUUAAUAUCGUUGAGGAUAGAUAUGGUCUCACUCAAUUAGAAAUGGCUGUAUUGGAUGAAAACAUCCCUCUGAUUAGUAGUUAUGCAAGUAUUGGUAAACCUGAAGCUUGUAGGCCAUUUAUUUUGAACUACAUCAAGAGUGUGCAUGUUGCCAAGAUGUUACACAGGUUUUAUCCUUCCAUAUUUGAAAAGAGAGAAGCUGAAAAUUCUUCUUCUCGUUCCGCCUUAUCUACAAUUAUUCAAAAUAUGAGGGCUGGAAACAUUCCUCUCGUUACAUUUUUAGUGGAAACGCACAAUUUCAAAUUAUCGACCACUGAAACCGUGCAAUUAAUCGAGUUAAGCCUCAAUUCAAGAGAUGUUGAAUUACUAGAACUUGUGGAAAAAGUAAUAUCAAAUUCAACAAACCUAAUAGGUCAACUAUUACUUAAAAACAAUACAAUACCUUCCAAAAAGUUGCAUGCAUUUGAAUCCAACAAAUUCGAGCAAUCUCCAUUGGAAUACAUUCUAUCAGUCCAUUCUGACAUUCCUCACGCAGUAAUGUUACAACAAGUAAUUUGGAGUAGAGUUAAAGAAUUGUGCUCCGAAGGUGAUGAAUUCAGAACAUCCCUUAAGAAUCAAUGUGGUUACAUAGUUCAACAAUGUCUUGUAAUGAGAAAAAUUGAAAUGUUCAAAGAAAUAGUAACAUUCCUGAAAGAAAUUGGUUUGAAUCAUGAUGAUUUGAAAUACAAAUUCGAAUCGAACUUUACAAGCUUGAAGCAAAGUGAUAUGAUUUAUAAUGCCUUAACAACACUUGUUUAUUGCACAAGUAAUCUUGCAAGUAUUCUCACAGAGGAUUUCUUUACUACAGUUGCUCAGGUUUCCUCUGAUGACGGUUCUGAUGCCCCAAUACUUCAUAUCCUCAUGUGUUUAUUUCUUAAGAAGGCAGAGUUCAAGGUUGUUUCCAAGUUAUUGCAUCCUCAAUUUAAAGUUGAAACCCUUGAUGGAACGAUUACUGUUGUCGAUGAUGACAUGAGAUCAUGGAUUAAGAACUGGGUUGUUGGAUGUAGUGAUUCACAAUUUCUAAAAAGAUACCUUUUAAAACCUUACGAACAUGCUGAUGUCAAGAAAAGUACAAAAAAGCAAAUUGAAAGAAAUACCAGUUUUAAGUUGGAGAUGCCAAAUAUUAGAAGAUACAUUUUGCUCUUCUACAUUGACAACAAUUAUGUUAAGGAAAGGAUUGAAGAUGAGAAUUUUGAAACACCUAAUGCAUUUGAGAUUUUGGAAGAAGCGGCAAAAUGCAUUAAGGAGUGUAUAAGGAGCGAAGAGCUGGUGCAGAAGGAAUUUUUGAGAGCGGUAACUGCAAACUUGGGAUAUUUGCAAGAUAGAGUGGGUAAUGAUAAAGAUUUUUGGAUGAGAGAACAAGUUUUAAUUGAAGCAGAGAUUUUGAAAGCAUGUUUGGGGCUUUCAACUCCUGAUUUUUCCAAAUUCCAAGACCAUUCAUCCAUUUUGGAAAAAUUUGCCAAGUACUACAGAUUGCACAAGAAAAACCUUUCAAUCGAACAGUAUAUGAAAGAGUUUCUUACUGCAGAAUUCAAGAAUGUGCUUCUUUUUUGCUUGUCGAACUCUUGCCUUCAUUUACUUACCCCUACACUCUUGAACGACAUUAUUACACCAGCAAAACAGUUGAAGAUUUCAAAGUUUUUAUACAGCUUUGGAACUUUCAAUGAAAAGAAUAGAAAAGACAUGGAUAACCUCCAGGAAUGGAUAGGGUCUUCUGAAAAGCAGCCUCAAUUACUCUCACUGCUAAAAAAUGCUAUUAGUGUGGGCAAUGUCAAAUGCACUAAAAGGCUGAUUUCCUCUUUUAUGAAUAAGAAUUUACAAUUAAGCAUUGAAGAUUUAACUUCUAUCACGGAAUCCAUUUUAUCAGUUUUUAGAGGUGGUUGCGACAAAUUAUUAUCAUCCCUCAUAUGUGAAUUCAUUUCAAUGGAUCAAAUAUUGGCCAUCAAGAGUGACUCCAAUGAAACACCGCUCCAUUCUAUAUGUUAUGGUGGGUGUGUUGAGUCCUUCCAAUUAGUCCAUAGCUCUUUAGAAAUAUCAGUAUUUUCGAAAAUGUUUUUAGACACAUCAUACAAGGCUGGAAUGUCCAAUGAAAUUAAUGAGUCGGAAGAUGAGGAGCUACCUAUUGUCUACCCAACUCAUUAUUUAGCUUACCUCUCUGGAAAAGUUGCAAUUAGAAAGCAAUGUCUUUCAGUCCUCAGAGAUCUUUCAUCGAAAGGAAUGGUAACAAAUCUUGAGCUUUUUGGAGAUUGGUCAACUAAAGUUGGUGCUCUCAACAUGAUCUUAAAGCAUAAUGAGGAACAUCCAGAUGCUCCACUAUUGAAUGUCGAAAUCGAACCAUAUUCAUACCAUCUUCUCAUUAGGAGUUAUUGGAUGAAGUAUUACAUAGAUAACUCUGAGAGCUUUAGAUUCGAUGACAAAUUCAUCAAAUUAUUUAUUUAUCAUUUUGUAGCCCAAAAGAGUAUUCCUUCUCCACACUCUGAAAUUACCGACAAUAUGUUGUUUUAUUGUUUCUCUGGUAAAAGUGCAACUCCAAGAAGCUAUUGGACUAGUUUCUUUGAGGCUGUUAUCUACACUUCUGCCUACGAGAAUUUGACAAUUUUCUUCUUUACAUCAACUCAACAGGGAAGAAUUCAACUCGAUGAGGAUUCUCUUCUUCGACUUUUUAAUCUCUAUCACAAAACUAUCAAGUUAAGUGGAAGUAAUUUGAUAGAAAAAGGAUUAUUUGAAAUUUUAACAUGUGGAGAUGAAAUAGCGAGCAAUAUAAUUACAAUGAGUAUUCUUCUCAAUAGAACCAAAUUAAGCAAGUUUAUUUUAACAGUCAUUGAAGAUACACCCGGCUUAAAGGCAAAGAUUUUAGAAGAGAGAAAACAAUUAUUCGAACAAAUGUCUUCCAUAAUGCAUCCAACAUUGGAAAAUAAGGCUGCCGAUCUAUUUCUUUGUUUCUUUGAUAUUAGUGCUUCUCUGUACGGUACAGAGAUGCAACAUCUUUCAUUUGAAUUUGAAACACCAAGAAUUUCCAAAAACAUCUCUGAUGACAUGAUAAUUGCAACCUCUAUUGGUAAGAGUAUUAGGAAUUGGAAAAUGGAAAGAGCUGUUGAUCAAUUCAUCGAGCACAUCAAGGAAGAAACCGGUGUUAUGUUUACAGUAACCUUCUUUCCAUCUCUUGAGGAUCUAAGCACACCGAUGGCUCAAAUAAUGACAGGAACUACUUGUAUUUCCUGCAUAGUAGAAAUUGUGAAGCCAUUAUUAGAAAAGAAACUUCCUCUGAACGCUUUGUCCAUUGUAAUGAACGCAAAACAACAAGAUUUCCAUUCAAACAUUAAUGAGAAUACUUUAGAAAUCAAAUUGAGUUUAUCAAAGGAAGAUGAAAAUACAUUAAUUGUAGCUCCUAUCACUGAAUCAAAAUAA